AGCGGCAUGGCCGGGCCGCGGGGCGCGCUGCUGGCCUGGUGCCGCCGCCAGUGCGAGGGCUACGGCGUGGACGUGCGCGACCUCAGCGGCUCCUUCCGGGACGGCCGGGCCUUCUGCGCCAUCCUGCACCGGCACCGGCCCGACCUGCUGGAUUUUGACUCGCUUUCCAAGGACAAUGUCUUCGAGAAUAAUCGGCUGGCCUUUGAAGUGGCCGAGAAGGAGCUGGGGAUCCCUGCCCUCCUGGACCCCCAUGACAUGGUGUCCAUGCGGGUCCCCGACUGCCUCAGCAUCAUGACCUACGUGUCCCAGUACUAUAACCACUUCGCCGGCCCCGGCCAAGGGGUCUCGCCCCCGCCGAAGGGUAUGGCGCCUUCCUCCCCGCCCUCCGAAGUGCCUACGGAACCGGGGGCAGGAACUCAGGACGAGGAGCUGUCCUCCGGCGCCCACCCACCCCCCAGCAGCACGUGCGCGGCCUGUGGGCAGCACGUCCACCUGGUGCAGCGGCACCUGGCAGAGGGCAGGCUCUACCACCGGCACUGCUUCCGGUGUCGCCACUGUGCCAGCACCCUGCUGCCCGGGGCUUACCAGAGCGGGCCGGAAGAUGGCACCUUCGUGUGUGCUGAGCAGUGCGCCAGGCUGGGCCCCGGGGCGCGGUCGGGGGCCAAACCCGGGCUCCCCCCGCAGCCUCAGGCCCAGGCCGAGGAUGCGGAGAGUGGCAGCCCGGGCCCUGGGGCAGAUGCCGGGCCCGAGGUGGACACCCCCAAGGCUGGCCCCGAGGCCCGGCCCCAGGUCCCUGCUAAGCCCCCGCUGGCGAGCAAACCCCUGCAGCCGGCCGGCUCCCCAUCCGGCCGCCCGACCCCGGCCCCCAGGAAGGCCUCCGAGAGCUCGGCGCUCACCCCACCCACGCCGCGGCCCCGCUCCAGCCUGGCGCAUGAGAGCACGGAGUCGGGGGGCAGCGGCCUCGUGAAUGGAAGGCUGCACGAGCCCCCGGUCCCCAAGCCCAGAGGGACGCCCAGGCUGUCCGAGAGGACGCCCGCCCCCAGGAAGGACCCACCAUGGAUCACGCUGGUGCAGGCCGAGCCCAAGAAGAAACCAGCCCCCCUGCCCCCCGGCAGUCCCGGGCCCCCCAGGCGGGCAGACGGUGGGGGUCAGGAGGAGGGGGCCACCCAGCAGAACCCCGCGGCCGCCGGCCCCGAGCCCAAGCCCUACAACCCCUUUGAGGAUGAAGAGGAGGAGGAGGAAGAGGAGGAGCAGCAACAGCCCCCCGCUGCUCCCAGCCCGGCCACUGAGUCUGCCUUGUGCCCCCCUGAGCCCACCUCCAAGUCCCUGCACCCCUGGUAUGGGAUCACCCCCACCAGCAGCCCCAAGACAAAGAAGCGCCCCGCCCCUCGAGUGCCCGGUGCCUCUCCGCUCGCCCUCCACGCUGCCCGCCUCUCUCACUCCGAGCCCCCCUCGGCCACCCCGUCGCCUGCCCCGAGCGUGGAGAGUCUGUCCUCUGAGGGGUCCAGCCAGCCUGGCCCUGGGGAGCUGCUGGCACCGCCCACCGUGCCCAAGAGCUCCUCAGAGCCCGCGGUCCACGCCCCGGGCCGCCCCGCCACCUCUGCCAGCCUCUCGGCCGCUUCCUCCUCUUCGUCCUCUGCAGAGCUGCUAGAGUCUCGGGGGGAGCGGACCCCCCAGGCCAGCCCGGCUCUGGCCCACAGUGGCCGGGGCAGCCCGCGGCCCCCGCCCGCCAAGCCCACCCCACCCCCGGUGGGAGACCGGAGCCCGGCACCCUCCUCCGGAACCUCGUCUCCACAGCUGCAGGUAAAGUCUUCCUGCAAGGAGAACCCUUUCAACCGGAAGGCGUCACCCACAGCGUCCCCCGCCGCCAGAAAGGCCACCAGGGGGUCCAAGCCAGCGAGACCCCCUGCGCCCGGCCACGGCUUCCCGCUCAUCAAGCGCAAGGUGCAGGCUGACCAAUACAUCCCCGAGGAGGACAUCCACGGCGAGAUGGACGCCAUCGAGCGCCAGCUGGAUUCCCUGGAGCACCGUGGGGUGCUGCUGGAGGAGAAGCUGCGCAGUGGGGUGAAUGAGGGCCGUGAGGACGACUUGCUGGUGGACUGGUUCAAGCUCAUCCAUGAGAAACACCUGCUGGUGCGCCGGGAGUCAGAGCUCAUCUACGUCUUCAAGCAGCAGAACCUGGAGCAGCACCAGGCCGACGUGGAGUACGAGCUCCGCUGCCUCCUCAACAAGCCAGAGAAGGACUGGACAGAGGAAGACCGGGUCCGGGAGAAGGAGCUGAUGAAGGAGCUGGUCACGCUCAUCGAACAGCGCAACGCCAUCGUCAACUGCCUGGACGAGGACCGGCAGAGGGAGGAGGAGGAAGAUAAGAUGCUGGAGGCCAUGAUCAAGAAGAAAGAGUUCCAGAAGGAGGCCGAGCCUGAGGGCAAGAAGAAGGGCAAGUUCAAGACCAUGAAGGUGCUGAAGCUGCUGGGGAACAAGCGCGAGGCCAAGAGCAAGUCCCCGGGGGACAAAAGCUAACCCAGCGGUCGCGCGUCCCCUGCUGCCGGCUCGGCACCCCCUUCCUGGGAUCGAUGGCAAGGAAAUGACACAACAGGGGUCUCAGGCCUCCAGCUGGCCCUGGCUGGGGCGGCCUUUUCACAGUUCUGAGCUGCAGGGAGGGGGUCGUGGCUGCUGAGACCGCCCCCGAGGAGCAAAAGUGGGCAGCAGCCUGGUGCCCCUUGUCCACUGGCCCGGGGACUCCCUGCUCCGGGCAGGCCAGCAGGCAGGCACCGCUGGUCGUCCUGGUGACAGAGGUGCUUCCUUUCCCUCCCUGCCCAGCGGCCACCCUGGUCUCUGGGUCAUGUCCCCAGCGAGGCCUCCAUGAGGCUUUUCAUCAGCAACAUCUGUUCCUGGCCACCAGCCAGGGCUUGGUGCUGACCCGUGCCGGGGGGGUGCUGUCCCCCACACUUGUGUUGUUCUCACUCCACGGGCCUGUUCCUGCCGAGGGCCUGGGGUGCCCCCGACCCCACUCCAGGUUGCAGCUGUGAUGUUGCCUUGUGCCUCUCACUCUGAGCUCUUUCUGGGGUGCCCGCAGGGGCCCACCCUCUGCACCUCUGGGAACGGUGGCCCCGAGCCAGCAAUAAACACGGCAGCCCCGGCGUCGGUGCCUUCCCUGCCUUGUCCCUUCCCCUAACUGGGGGGCCUGGGGUGGUCCGGGGGCCAUCCCUCCGGCACCUUUUGGGGGCAGGCAGGUGAUCCACUGACCCGACUGGGUGCGCCUAAGGCGUCACCUUCACAGCUGUCCUGGAGUCA
Sorex fumeus (smoky shrew) is the source of this 3294-nucleotide messenger RNA. It is a transcript of the gene MICALL1, whose product is annotated as MICAL like 1. NCBI's taxonomy places the organism in Eukaryota, Metazoa, Chordata, Mammalia, Eulipotyphla, Soricidae. Bases 7 to 2520 code for a protein of 837 amino acids. The record is from RefSeq and is a predicted model, not a curated record. Gene Ontology annotation, molecular function: protein binding. The transcript has 16 exons.